AUGGGGGUUGGAUACAAGGUGAAUGUUAAUGGAAGUGUUACAGAAAACUACUGGGAACCGCUUGAACAAGAGAAAAAACUGGUAGAUGGAAAGAGAAGAAGACCAUACAGGAUAAAACUAGUUGGUGUUAUCGGUGAUGCUUAUUUAGCUGUCAUUAGAGGCAUCAGGGAAAACAACUUUGCAGUUAGUCGGGUUGGUACGGUUAGAGAGAGAGGAAGUCCAAACGGAAGAGCAUAG
Messenger RNA from Lactuca virosa, 237 nucleotides. The record is from the annotation of a GenBank genome assembly. NCBI's taxonomy places the organism in Eukaryota, Viridiplantae, Streptophyta, Magnoliopsida, Asterales, Asteraceae.